UUUCAACAGAAGUAUACGUACACAAGUAUAUAUAUACACCAAGAUCACCUAUAUAUAAUGUAAUUUUGCUCUAGUUUGUUACUCGACACCCAGUAAUUAAGACGAUCAAAUUAAAAGGCGACGGAGCCUUAGCAAGAUCAAAUCUUUUGGAGCUCAAAUAUGGGAGGAGCUGAUUGGGGACCUGUGGCAGUUGCGGUGGUGCUAUUCGUAGUGUUAUCCCCGGGACUCCUCUUUCAGUUGCCGGCGAGGAGGAGAGUGUUAGAGUGCGGCAACAUGACCACAAGCGGCAUCUCCAUAUUGGUUCAUGCCAUUCUCUUCUUCGCUAUCAUCACCAUUUUGGUCAUCGCCAUUCAAAUUCAUAUCCACAUCUAAUUAAACACCUCCUUGUGUUUGUAGUAUCCUUGUUGAUAUAAUGUAUAUAUUUUUGUGUUUGUAGU
Messenger RNA from Capsella rubella, 437 nucleotides. RefSeq lists its product as uncharacterized. NCBI's taxonomy places the organism in Eukaryota, Viridiplantae, Streptophyta, Magnoliopsida, Brassicales, Brassicaceae. The record is from RefSeq and is a predicted model, not a curated record. The transcript has a single exon. Bases 160 to 372 code for a protein of 70 amino acids.